This is a messenger RNA of Telopea speciosissima, 858 nucleotides long. RefSeq lists its product as uncharacterized. The coding region runs from base 1 to 858 and encodes 285 amino acids. The transcript has a single exon. Lineage: Eukaryota; Viridiplantae; Streptophyta; Magnoliopsida; Proteales; Proteaceae. The record is from RefSeq and is a predicted model, not a curated record.
AUGUGCAGAGCCUUCCCCUCCACCCUGAAAGGGGCAGCGUGCCAAUGGUUUUCUCAUCUUCUGCCACGAUCUCUCUCUAAUUUCACUGACAUAGGUCGGGCAUUCCUGGCUCACUUUGUGAGUAGCAGGGUACACAAGAAGACGGCCAUCAAUCUUUUGGCUAUAAAGCAGCAGCCGGAAGAGUCCAUCAGAAGUUUUCUUACAAGAUUUAACAAAGAAGCCCUACAAGUCCAAAACUUCGAUCCAAUGGUGAAGUUUCAAGCUCUGCGAAGUGGAGUCAAAGAUAUCGAGUUGAAAAAGUCAUUAAUGAUGGACGAACCAGAAGAUAUGUAUGAAUUAUUCUCGGGGUGUGAAAAGUAUAACAACCUAGCUGAAGUCCUUGCGGCAGAGAGAGAAGAUAAAACUGAGAAGAAAACUCAAGGGAAGAAGGAAGAAAUCCCCCAUGAGUUCUGCGUGAAGCACAACCGAGAUGAUGAGGAUAGAAAGAAAAGGAGAGAUGAUAGGAAAGCUUGGGUUCCUAGGGCCGUAGAGCGAGAAUUCGAGCCAAAAUAUACGGCCCUGACUCACCUUCGGGAACAUAUCUUGAACGAGAUCAAAGAUCAGGCCACACUACAUUGGCCAGCCAAAAUGGUCAAGCCAGCCCAUGAGCGUAAUAAGAAUAAGUACUGCCGAUUUCACCGAGAUCACGAUCACGAUACCGAGGAAUGUAGACAGUUAAAGGAUGAGAUAGAGGCGCUUAUCCAGAGGGGACAUCUUGGCCGAUUCGUCAAGAAAGAGACGAGUGGCCAAAGGACGGACUAUCAAACUCGGGAACCUGAGAGAAGGCGAAGGUCACCCCCCAAGGUCGAUAAAGAAUAA